AUGCUGGAGCAGUUAAAAAAACAAGAGGAAAAUGAAGAUGUUAUUACACAAAUGGCAAUCAAAUUAAAAUGGAAAACUUCUGAUCAGCCAGUUGAAGUUCUACCUCAACUCGUGAAGGCUGAAGAAAAGGUGAUUUCUAAGAAGGAAAAGACUGAAGAAAGAUCUAUGGAAGUUGAGCCUUAUAUUCCUCAAUUUGUAAGCAGAACGCGUUCUUUACAAAUUAUUCUGGAACAUGAGCUGGAGAAAUAUGAGAAAGAUGAUAUUGUGAAGCAUGUCUUUUUGGAAAGAGAUAUAGGGCGAGCUGGUCGGUUAAGAAGAAGAACAUAUUCCGAGCCCAGGAAGUGGAAAUGUGGUAAAAGAAAGCUUACAAUACAGUAUGGUUGCUGUUAUAAUUUUGCUCAGGACAAGGAAGGAAAUCUGCCUGGAAUAAUUCGCCAUGAUAAAGUUGAUCCUUUACCAUCGUUCAUAAAGAGGAUGAUUAAACAAUUG
Molecule: messenger RNA, 489 nt
Organism: Phalaenopsis equestris
Lineage: Eukaryota; Viridiplantae; Streptophyta; Magnoliopsida; Asparagales; Orchidaceae
Exons: 2
Biological process (GO): mRNA catabolic process
Molecular function (GO): mRNA binding; demethylase activity
Source: RefSeq, a predicted model, not a curated record